Molecule: messenger RNA, 286 nt
Organism: Geodia barretti
Lineage: Eukaryota; Metazoa; Porifera; Demospongiae; Tetractinellida; Geodiidae
Source: the annotation of a GenBank genome assembly
AUCGUCUGGGCUCAUUCGCAUUGAAGAAGCCCAUGCGAAUUAGUGUAGCACCUGCCGGAAAAAAAGAUGUUUUACACAUUCAAAGAAGUGGAAUAUACUCACCAAAUCCCAAGAAACCAAGUUGUCGGCAGACUACAUUGGCAUCCUCAUAUGUCCAGUAAUCGUCACACACUGACCUCCACUCUGAGUCUCUCAACACCUCUACAAGACCUGAUUUUAAUGUCUCUUGGCCACUCUCCAGAUCCACAAGACGAAUUCUGACUUCUGUAUAGGUAAUUACACCACU